Polyodon spathula (Mississippi paddlefish) is the source of this 1227-nucleotide messenger RNA. RefSeq names its product phosphoribosyl pyrophosphate amidotransferase (gene ppat). Lineage: Eukaryota; Metazoa; Chordata; Actinopteri; Acipenseriformes; Polyodontidae. Gene Ontology annotation, molecular function: amidophosphoribosyltransferase activity. The record is from RefSeq and is a predicted model, not a curated record. Gene Ontology annotation, biological process: purine nucleobase biosynthetic process; purine nucleotide biosynthetic process.
AUGGGUCUGGUGAACAAUGCGUUUCAACCAGAGGAUUUGGAAAUUCUAGGGUUUUCACACACCGGAUACUCAACCACUGGGAUAUCUGAACUCCAGAACUGUCAGCCUUUUGUUGUGGAAACUCUCCAUGGAAAGAUUGCAGUCGCCCGUAACGGAGAGCUUGUUAAUGCUCAAAACCUGCGCAGAAAGGUAAUGCUACAUGGAGUAGGGCUGUCGACCAGCUCAGACAGUGAACUUGUAACCCAGUUGCUGGCCUUGACGCCCCCAUUUGAGAUGGAUGCACCUGAUUGGGUUGCAAGGUAAUAAUUCUGAGAGAGAAAUGCAUAGUAAAAAUGUUUGAAAAACCUAAUUUGACAAAUUCCUACUUCGUAUUCUUUACUUGUAGUGCACAAAGAUGUAACCCACAAAGAUGUAAGAGGUAAUUGUCCUCUUAGCAUUGGUCGUCUUGUUCCGAUUUCUAAGCUGCACAGCUCAUGUAUUUACACAUACCAGACUGUAUCUUGGGUUGUUUCUUCUGAAUCUUGCAGUUUUCAGUCCAAUGGGGCCAGGUAUUUCCGGGAAGUUCUGCCGGGAGAGAUUGUACAGAUUUCAAAACAUGUGAUUCAAACCUUGAGCAUUGUGCCCAGGCCAGAAGGAGACCUUCCAGCCUUUUGUAUUUUUGAGUAUGUUUAUUUUGCAAGACCAGACUCGUUAUUUGAAGGUCAGAUGGUGUAUACUGUAAGGCAGCGCUGUGGACGUCAGCUUGCCCUUGAAGCCCCAGUAGAUGCAGAUGUGGUCAGCACGGUUCCUGAAUCUGCCACUCCAGCCACAUUGGGCUGUGCUCAACAGUCUGGGCUGCCUUACGUGGACGUUCUUUGCAAAAACCGAUAUGUGGGAAGAAUAAGUGCCUUAACUGAUAACUUUGCAGGAAAAAGUUUUGUGCUCAUUGAUGACUCCAUAGUAAGAGGGAAUACAAUCUCUCCCAUCAUCAAGUUACUGAAAGAAGCCGGUGCUAAAGAGGUGCACAUCCGUGUGGCAUCCCCAACCAUUGGAUUCCCCUGUUACAUGGGGAUCAGUAUUUCAACCAAAGAGGAGCUCAUCGCCAACAGACCUGAAUUUGAGGACAUUGCUAGCUACAUAGAUCCACCAGCAGAAGUGAUCACCAAUCUUAAAAGUUUGUUUUCAGAGGUUGGCAUCCCGUUUUCAGAAGAGAAAACAAUCGGCCCCUUCAUUCACUGGAAUUUCUAG